AUGCUUCCAUCGUUUGUGAGUUUCACCGGCUUAUACAGCGGCUACCUCCGUCGCUGUUUCACCGGAGCGGGUCUCUUCUCUCAAAAAAUCGACGUAGACACCGAAACAACUCUCCAUGUUUGGGGACCAACAAAUCAAGCCACACAAAAACCAUCUCUCGUUCUGAUUCACGGAUUCGGUCCUAUGGCGAUAUGGCAAUGGCGUCAACAAGUUCAAUUUCUCGCUCCUCAUUUCAAUCUCUACGUUCCCGAUCUAAUCUUCUUCGGUGAAUCCACAACGAGAUCCAAGGAAAGAAGCGAGAAAUUCCAAGCAGAGUCGGUUGGAAAAUUGUUGGAGAAAUUAGGUGUGAAAAAGUGCCACGUGGCGGGGACGAGUUAUGGAGGUAUUGUUGCUUAUAAUAUGGCGAAAAUGUUGGGGGAAGAGAAAAUUGAGAAAGUGGUUAUUUGUAGCUCUGGUGUUAAUAUGACGAAGAAUCAUAACGUGAAGUUGUUGGAAAGGGCUGGAGUGGAGAAAAUUGAGGACCUUAUGUUGCCUUCAUCUCCACAAAAUUUGAGGAAAUUGAUGAAACUUGCGGUGGCUAAAAAAAUACCUUACGUGCCUGAUUUUUUCUUGAACGACUUCUUAAAUAAAUUAUACUCGGAAAAUAGGAAGGAAAAGAUGGAGCUUUUAGGUGGCUUGUCCCUCGGAAAGAUUGAUACUUCAAAUAUUUCACCUCUUCAACAGCAGGAAGUUCUCAUAAUUUGGGGGGAAGAUGACAAGAUAUUCCCUGUGAAGAUGGCCCAUGAACUGAAAGGGAUAAUCAGUAAAAAUGCAAGAAUAGAGUUGAUGAAGGAGGCGUCCCAUGUGCCUCAAACUGAAAAGCCAGAGGAAUUCAACAAUAUUAUCUUAAAGUUCUUACAUUCCAGCUCUUAA
This is a messenger RNA of Lathyrus sativus (Indian pea), 912 nucleotides long. The record is from the annotation of a GenBank genome assembly. NCBI's taxonomy places the organism in Eukaryota, Viridiplantae, Streptophyta, Magnoliopsida, Fabales, Fabaceae.